AAGGAAUUUUAUGUCGUCCUGUAAGCAAAGUUAAGAAAGCAUUCACAAGUGAAGUUUGCUCGCCUGAGAUUAGUGGAGAUGAAAACGGGGUACGUGUAAGAUAUGUACCUGUCCUGCCGUUCCGCUCCGAUGAGGCUCUGAACAUUCGUGAUAAAAUAGUCGAUGAAGUUGAACGAUUCAGAAGAGCGGAGAUGAAGAAAAAAGGAAAGCAUUUGCGCAGUUGUCCUGAUAAAAGAAUUACUGUGAACACUUACGAAAGAAAGUACGAAGAACUCAAAGGAAUAAUUCCUAAGCCUUCUGACACAUAUCCUAUCUGGGCUCUUCGUGAGCAUAUUGAAAGACAAUAG
Paraglomus brasilianum is the source of this 347-nucleotide messenger RNA. The record is from the annotation of a GenBank genome assembly. NCBI's taxonomy places the organism in Eukaryota, Fungi, Glomeromycota, Glomeromycetes, Paraglomerales, Paraglomeraceae.